UGGAUAUAAUGGUAAUGUAUGGAUAUAAUGGUCAUGUAUGGAUAUAAUGGUAAUGUAUGGAUAUAAUGGUAACAUACUGUACAUCUCUCUAUCUAAUCCAAACCAAUAUCCGUCAGGACUAAAACGUGACUCCCAGCAUUGACUACUGGAUGGAUGGAUGAGAAUAAGAAAAGAGAAAGAAAGAAAAGAUAUAGCUGACGUAUCGGCCAGUGGCGUCUCUGAAACUCGUAGCUGCACUUAGGAGUGACCUUUUCUAGAGGGAAAUGUUGUUUCUCACUCCGUCCGAACCAAACGACAGGAAGCUUUGAAACACACGGCCACCCCGGUCCCCCCCUCUUUGGCAUUGUUGAGUCUAAAGUUCUGCUCGCUUUCUCCGCAAGAAAAAUAAUCUGUCAGGGAGAGAUUGCAAUACAGUCAACAGGCAUGUUUGGGUGGCUGGACUAAGAAAGGAAAGAGAGAAUGAUUGGAAGAAAGGGGGAGGAAGAGAAAAUAAUCGUCUGGGUUUUGGAGAAAAAUAAAGAUUUAGAGGGAGGCAAGACAGACGCAAACAGAAACAGAAAAGUUUGAUGGUUUCUCAGCCUUUCUCCUUUAGCUGGAGAUUUGAAGUAGAGCACAUCGUUAUUGUUAAAGUGUCUUGGCUGUGGUCCAUGGGAACUGAUCCAGCGUGCUGUGUGUCCGUGGAGCUCCCAGCCUGCUUUAGUCUCCUGGGACAUCCCUGAUACUGUUUCUGGUCCUGUUCUCCCAUCCAUCACCCUCCCUCCUUGCUAGCUAGCUAGCUACAGGACUAAAGGAAAACCUUAAGGAGGAAUACUGAAGGAAGUCUGGGGGAAGAGGUGUCCAGCAGCAGGAGAAGCAACAUGGAUAGCUAAGAUUCUCUUUAUCCCCACUGGUGAUUCACUUUUUUCGCUCCACUCGCUCCAAAAGAGGACUGUCUGAACUUACUCUGAACGCUCCACAAACGGUGAUCCUCAAACUGACACACAGACCAAACCAGGGAGGGCUGCAGACGGUCUGGGUAGAAGAAGAGACAGAAACUGUGGAGCAAACCAGAGGAGAAUAAGAGAGGCUCCAGAAGUCCUCCAGCAGAGCAGCAAAGCUCCCCCAGAUCGAGGCACCUUCCUGGGAGUAGAGAUGGAGACAGAGAGGGGUCAUAUGUCUGUGAGGAGAGGGGUAAGCUGGAGCCCAGGUGGAGGGAGGAAGCCCCUUCAGAGGGUGCAUGGCGGGAACACGGACACCGGCAAAAGAGAGAGUGACGCAUCUUCGGAAAGGCGGGACUACAAAGCGAUCCGAGGACAGGCGACAUCAACCUCCACCAAUCAGCUGACUCGAAAAACCAACCUGACGCGUAGUGCCAGCCUAUCAGAGAAGGAGUUGAAGGAGGCGAUGAGGUCACAGAUCAUCGCGGCCCAGCUGACCGUCCCGUCUGGCUGCUCCAACUCCCGCGGAGUCCAGCUCUUCAACCGCCGCAAGCAGAGGGUCGACGCCUUCACGCUAGAGAGCUGCGGGAAAAGAGGAGAGGAGAGAGACGGAGACAACAGGAACAACAACCUGACAUGGGAAGGGGAGAGGGAGGGUCCUAGUGGAGGGACAGAGACAGACAGACAACUGAACUGGAAGAAGGGCAGCGAGACAAAACCACCACUCUGGUCGCCACCUUUUGGAAGUGAGGUCACAGGAAGUGACAUCAUGGAGGACCCAGGUGACGAGCACAUCUACGAGGAAGUGGACGUGAUACAAGAGAGACACUUCCAGCCAGUGAACGAGAGAGAAGAGGAGGAGGAAGAGAGGAGUGGAGAGAGAGAAAGAGAGGAGAUAUACGAGGAUAUUGAGGGUGAAGUGAAGGAUGAGAUUAUAUCAGUAAAUGACAACAACACUGGUCCAGUCAGAGAGGAAGUGGGGAUGAAUAGGGGGUCAUACACAUACCCCACAGCUCCCCCUGAGAGCUGGCAUAAUGGCUUCCACAGCACCCAGGGCUCUGCUGGAGAGAUCCAAAAUGGCGGGCGAGCUUCUAUGUCCCUGUCCAGACAGACCCCCACCAUCGUCAACCGGACAGCCAGACCCUUCUUCUCCCCACCCACCGUACAGCUUAAGUCCCCAGAGGCCAGGAAUCCUGUCAUGGAUAACAACAUACCUCCAGCUCCCUCCUAUCUGACCUCCACUUCUCCCCCAGCCCCCUCCUACUCCACUCCCCCUCUCCCUGCUUUCACUGCCACUCGCCCUGUCGCCUUCUCCCCUCCGUCUUGCCCUGUCACCUUCUCCCCUCCUCCCCCUCUUUCCUCAUGCCCCAUGCCUCCUCUCCCAGCCUUCCCCAUCCAUCCUCCUCCUCCCUCCCAGUCUCUCUCCAGUCCUCCUCCCAAGUCUACCGUCAUGUUCCCUAGGUCUACACCAGUCCCCCAGUACAACCCUGCUCCUACAGCUGCCCCAGUGUCCCAGUAUCUACCCCCCAACCCUCUUGUCACCCAAUACAUCCCUCCUCCAACAUCCCCCAGACCCAACACCUUUGUCCCCUUCACCCCUCAGCCUAUUGGUCAAAAGAACCAGCAGCAGCCAAUCAAAACGGGCAUUCUGGAGGAAGGGGCGGCCAUCAGACGAUCGUCAACAGCCAGGAAGUCCAUGUUCACCUUUAAGGAGAAGCCUGUCAUGGCACCCAACCCUGAACUCCUCUCUCUGGUACAGGGGAACGAUGAUAGGAAGAAGCACGGCCUCCGCUCCGUUCCCGACUCAGCCCCAGAGGAGGAGCUGCUGGCUCUGGGGGCCGAGGCCUCUAACUUCUUAGCCAAGGAGGAGGUGAAGGCGGAGGCUGCCAAAGUGCCGGAGUGGUCCUCCUGUCUCAAGAGCUCCAGAACCAGGGAACCCAGGGGGCAGCACCAGCCAGAGCAGACCCUGACCAACGCAUCAGGGAAGGGGGCCGAGCUGUUCGCUAAGCGCCAGUCCAGGAUGGAGAAGUACGUAGUGGAGAAACAGAAUGUGUCCAUUGGUGGAGAUGGCCAGAUGAGGUCUCCAUCUCCCACCGCGUCUCUGCCGCCAUCUUGGAUCUAUCCAUCUAAUAUGCCUGGCCGGGUCAAAGCUAUCGCUAACAACACUGACCUCAGCGCCAGGCUGACACUGACCCUCCAGACCCCUCAGCCUGGGAACAGGAGGCCCAGCCAGCAGGCUUCAACCCCAGCCCCGGUCCUUGCAGAACCAACCCUGGAGUACGGCUGCACCAAGAUAGAGAUGGACCUCUCCAGGCACCAGCCCUACCAGCUCAACUCCUCCCUGUUCAUCUUCAACCCAGUCCAGGACUCUACCAGCACCGUGCUGAGCGCUCUGCCCCGAGUGGCCCCUCCACCACCCAAACCCCUGAUCUCAUCUGAGGCCUACACCAGGCAGGCCUCCCUGCCCUCCUCCAACCCUCAGUCACACAACUACAACAGCCUGCCCCGCUUCAGGCCUACCAUGUCCCCGUCACUUCAGCCUCCAUCAGGAGGAAUUAGAGGUGGGGAUAAUUAUCCUCCACAACACGGGGGGACUCCACAGCUGAGGGACCCCAGGAUCACCUCUCCUGUCUCUGCCUUCUCUCCAGAGAGAGUGGCCUCUCCUCGGUCGAGCGUCCAGGCAUCCAGACCCACCUUCUCUGCCAAGAGGGCAGGGAUCGAACCCCAGAUGAGGAAGGAGUCCCCUCCGACCCUCACCACCACCCCCACCAGGACACCGCAGUUCACCCGUCGGUUCAGCAGCCCAGAGGGACCCCCCACUUCCAGGCCCCUCCACCAGGCGACAGCCACCUCCCCUGCCUCCCCACCCUGGGAGACGAGGUGCAAGUCACCCACGGUGGUCAACCAAACCACCAAACCCUUCUCCACAGCCUCUUUAUCCAGGCCUAAACAAUCCACUACCACCUCACCUAUAUCACCUGUAUCUCCCUGGGGGUCCCGCUGUCCAUCCCCUAACAUCAACCAGACAACCAAACCCUUCUCCACAGCCUCUUUAUCCAGGCUUAAACAAUCCACUACCACCUCACCUAUAUCGCCUGUAUCUCCCUGGGGGUCCCGCUGUCAAUCCCCUAACAUCAACCAAACAACCAAACCCUUCUCCACAGCCUCUUUAUCCAGGCCCAAACAAUUCACUACCACCUCACCUAUAUCGUCUGUAUCUCCCUGGGGGUCCCGCUGUCAAUCCCCUAACAUCAACCAGACAACCAAGCCUUUCUCCACCACCAUCUCCAACUCUUCCUCUUCCAGACCCUCUCACCAAGGCACCAUCACCUCUCCUCUCUCCCCCUCGCCCCUAUCCCCUCCCUGGGGUUCCAGAUGCCAGUCUCCCAUCAUCAGCCCCAACAACUCCAAGGCAAACCAUCGCCUGUUAGCCAAGAACAUCAUCAACGCCGCCAAACGUAAAAACAGCCCGUCCCCAGGUGCUCUGAGCGGCCACAACCUCCCAAUCUCCCCACUAGGUGACACCACCCACCAGCACCACCAGGGCUAUGACCACCAGCACCACUACAGCAGCUCCAAACCCCCCUUCAGCCCCUACCAGCCCAGGGCCAUGGGGUGCCAGUCUCCCCCCUUCGCCAGCCCUCCUCCCACCCCUACAGGGGUGAUCCGGUCCCCAGUAAGGCUCUACAACACCAGGUCCCUCACUGACUCGGAUGCUUCGGUGGAGUCGGAGGACUCUGAGCUGAGGUCUCCAGGACUGCAGCGUACCCACAACACCUGUCCCCGGGGCUGGGGCGGCAGCCUGAGGGUGAAGAGGGGUAGUGUUGGCACCGACCUAUAGGGGGAGCCGGGGAGAGAGGGUCAAGAGAACGGACCAUUGAGCUUACCCAAUAAGAGAAGAAGAAACCCCAGAGAGGACAUUGAUACGGGGGACUGGUGGGUUUUGGGUAAUUUUUAAUUUCAUUGAUGUAUAGGAGCAUCUAAGAUGAAGGGCUCAGAGCCUCACAGGUGAGAUAUGGAAAGGACUUUGAAAGGAACUGAUCUUGUGUGUUUGUUGUUUUAGAGCAUCCAGGAGUAAGGGAUAAUAAUGGUGACCACACAGUAAAGAACCUGAUGCCCUUACCAACGCAGCUGGGACAUAGAAGCAACCUGUCUGGUGAUUCUAAAGUCAACUAAAACCCACUGAUUUGGCUGGCUGGCUAUAGAGUCCAGAACCAUCAAGCUCAGAGCUCAACAGGGGGAUUACUGAGAGGAGAUUGAAGGGACAAUUCACGGUUGCCUCUUCCUCUCAUUCUUACGUUUUAUAAAAAUACUUUAUACAUUUAUUUCACAAAAAAAAAAGGAACUGUAAGUAAUUGUAAAAUCCAAAGCGACAAUUUUAUAUUUGGACCUUGUCUUUGAAAAAACGAAAUGUAUUUUAUUCAGGAAUUGCUGAAAUGUAAAACUAGCUUACUUGCAUUUGACUACGACAAAAGUGCCAUGAAAAAUACAAUUAUUACAGUAGCUUACAUAUGUUUACUCUAAAUAAUAGUUUAUUCUAAUUUGUACCCCCCCCCCCCCCAUAAAA
Oncorhynchus nerka (sockeye salmon) is the source of this 5484-nucleotide messenger RNA. Its product is annotated as synaptopodin-like. Gene Ontology annotation, biological process: positive regulation of actin filament bundle assembly. Gene Ontology annotation, molecular function: actin binding. The record is from RefSeq and is a predicted model, not a curated record. NCBI's taxonomy places the organism in Eukaryota, Metazoa, Chordata, Actinopteri, Salmoniformes, Salmonidae. Gene Ontology annotation, cellular component: nucleus; actin cytoskeleton; Z disc.